AUGUCGUUCGGCGGGUUCGGCAAUACCAGCGCACCUGCGAGCGGCGGCUUCGGGGGCUUCGGCUCAAGCGGUACCAGCGGGGGAUUUGGGGGCUCUGCAGCAGCGUCCCCAUUCGGCGGCGGCGCGACGACAGGUGGAUUCGCCUCCGGCACGUCAGCUUUCGGUGCGGGAGUGGUCAAACCGGCCUUCGGGGGCUUUGGAGCCCCAGCGCCAGCUACUGGAGGCGGUUUCGGUUCGCAACAGACGACGACAACAGGCUUCGGCGGCUUCGGGACCUCAGCAGCACCCUCCACGGGCUUCGGCGCAGCAGCCAACCCCGCGACGACCUCGGGCUUUGGAACUACGUCGACAUUCGGCGGAGGUGCGACCACAGGCGGCUUUGGAUCUUCGGGCACGUCGGCAUUCGGAUCCAGCACUCCGUUCGGUGCCAAGCCGGCUGCUAGCUCGAGUCCUUUCGGGUCCACGAGCGCAUUCAGUAGCGGAGCAGGAACGACCAAUGCCUUUGGCGGAGGAUCCACAACAGGAGGGUUCGGUACACCUACACCAGCUAGCAGCGGCAUGUUCGGUGGAACGACGGGCGGAUUUGGCGCAUCUGCAGCCAAGAGUCCAUUUGGAGCGACAUCUACGGCCACGACGGGAGGUUUUAGUUCCCAGGCAACUGGCACUUCUGCGUUCGGAGGCUUUGGCUCUCAUCCAGCGGCAGCUGUGGCGGGCGGGCAGGCGCAGGUUCAAGUCGGAACGGGCCAACCAACGUACCAGCCUACUCGAGAGAUGGAGCCGUCGGGAACUGGUGGCACGGCCAACUACAUCUCGAUCUCGCGCAUGCAGGCGUUCGCGCACAAAUCGACGGAAGAGCUACGUUACGAGGACUACCUAAAGCGUACGAACCCGGCAGCAGCACAGGCGGCUGCUACGCAGAACGCUCCCGCACCAGGUGCAACGACAGGUGGAACUGGAGCAUUUGGAGGCUUUGGCGCGCAGCCAGCUACGAGCUCUGCUUUUGGCUCGACUGGAGGAUUCGGCAGCAGCCAGCCAUCGGCAUUUGGUGCGACAUCUACUGCUGGAGGCUUUGGGUCCUCUUCUUUCGGCUCGACGUCGACGUCGGCAACAACAGGCGGAUUUGGUGGAUUUGGAUCGCAGCCUGCGACCCCUGCAACGAACGGCGGUCUGUUUGGCAGCACGGCCGCCGCCCAUCCUGCUACAGGUGCAUUCGGAGCGCCAGCUACUAGCAGCGCUUUUGGCGCCGCACCUGGUGCCACGCCAGCUUUCGGAGCACCCGCUACCGGUGGUGGUUUUGGCUCAACGACUGGUGGUUUUGGUAGCAGUUUUAGCGCGGCACCGGCAGCACAGCCACAGACUGGCGGUUUUGGAGGGUUUGGCACCACUGCUCCUGCGGCUGCGUCGGGAUUUGGUGCCUCCGCAUUCGGUAAGCCAGCAGCGUCUACAGGUUUCGGAGGUUUUGGAGCCUCGCCGGCGCCUGCAGCCGCACCGGCUACGGGCGGGUUUGGUUUUGGAGCCUCACAGCCGCAAGCAGGCGCGACAACCUCACUUUUCGGUGGAGCAAGUACACCAGCGCCAGCUUCAACAGGUUUCUCGUUUGGCGCGACUGCCCCGAAGCCCGCAGCAACCGGGGCCUUUGGCUUUGGCUCCACUGGGGGCACUAGCGCGUUCGGUAGUAACCCAGCUGGUGCGUUUGGAGCUUCGGCGGCACCCAGUGCUUUCGGAGCCACUCCUGUACAGCCGGCAACAGGCACUACUUCUCUCUUCGGAUCUACCGCUGGAGCAACUGGUUCGACUGGCGGUUUCGGCUUCGGAAGCACGCCGUCUGCGACACCGGGGGCUACGACCAGCUUGUUUGGAGCAGCUAAGCCUGCAUCGACAGGUCUCUUCGGAUCGACAACGGGUAGUACUACCCCAGGAGGACUUUUUGGCAAUACUAUGGGCACUGGAGGAUCGUCUCUUUUUGGGGGAGCGAACACGGCCCCAAGCGCUGGAACGACUGGCUUUGGAUUCGGCGGUGGCGGUGGCUUUGGAAGCGCUAUCGCUGGUGGCUUUGGAAAUACUUCGACCCCGGCUGCUCAAACAGGAGGAUUUCGAACAGCGGGGAGUUUAUUUGGACAAUCUCUGCAGCCAGCCCAGACAGCUGCUUCACAGCCACAGAAUUUGGUGGCAGCCCCGGAUGUCAAUCCGUACGGUGCUGGAUCGUUUGGUGCCGGGCUUGUCGAGCAGAAUGUGAAGGCGGCGCUGGAUCUUCAGUCGAUUAAAACGGGCUUGAGUGCGUCUUCUCGUUUGACGGCCUUCGCAAACGACGUUGGCCUCCCUAGAGGUCCGCUGGAGCCACCACUAGUUACCCGACGCCAAACUGUGACCAACCGCCAUGCGAUCCCGGUUUCGUUUAUCCGUGGCUCGUUCAAGGGCUCCAAGAGCCGGUUCUCAACGUUCACGUCCCCAGCGCUACCUUCUGCUCUUUCUCGAUCUGGUUUGGAGUCUAAUGGUGACAGCAGUACCAAGGAAGACGAAUUUAAGUUCACAUCGUCUCUGUUCCGCAACUCGGCGACGAAGAAACUAGUGAUCGACAAGAGCGAGCAACAGUCUGCUCAAGGUAACGGGUCAAGCUCCCGUCUCUCAGUUGUGCCGAUCAUUGAUACUGACCAUGGUGACGCUCACGAAAUCGGAAGUGGUCGCUCUCGAUUGUUGAAGCCUGGCGACGAUGGCAAGUACAGUGUCAGCUUCUGCAACCAGAUGAACAAGAAGGCUUUCUCGCUGCGUCUGUACCCGAAUCAAACGGUGAAAGAAACGAGGACCGAAGUGAAGCUGCUGUUACGUGAGAGCAGUACGUCAACGGCAUCCACAAUCGUCGACAUUGAAUUGGUUUUGAAGGGCAGAAUUGUGCAUGACACGUGUACCAUUGAAGGACUGCACUUGAAGGAAGUGGACUCAAUUGACGUCGUUGUGAUUGAGGAUCGCACAGAGGACAAGAACCGUGAAGACCAACGUGUCUCGAUUUCUUCCAUGCCAAAGAAGCCGGAAGCCCAGGAUAUUGACGAGACCGUGCCACCGAAGCGUUUCAUGACGUACGAUGAGUAUUUGGCCUCAGCCAGUCGCGUUGAAGAUGAUGGGUUCAAGGAUACUGAAGCGAAUGGCACUAGCUGUGCUUCACCAGUCUCGACGUCGUGCCCUACAUUGAAGAACAAAGACUACUUCACUAUUCCGUCGUACGAACGGCUGCAGACUAUGAAUGAUCACGAGUUGUCCCAAGUGGAGAAAUUUACUGUUGGUUGCCGCGGUCUGGGUGCCGUUGAAUGGGUCGGUAAGACGGAUGUACGUGAUCUCGACCUUGACGAGCUGGUUUACUUUGAGAAGAAGGAGGUGAUUGUCUACAGAGACGACGAAAAGAAGCACCCCCUAGGAAAGGGUCUAAACAAGCCCGCUAUUGUUGAGCUUCUGGGUAUCUUUCCGCCGCAGCGCAAGUCGACAUCUCCCGACAAGUACAAGGAACGUGUGAAGCAGCGCACUCAAGAUAUCGGUGCCACAUUCCUGGAUUAUUCCAUCGAGAAGGGCAUUUGGCGGUUUCGUGUCGAGCAUUUUAGUCGCUAUGGCUUCGAUGAUGAUGACGAUGACAAUGUCGACAUGGACGAUCACGGAGACGCGACCGGCAAGAAGCUGCUGAAUGCCGACCACCUGGCGCGAAAGCCUGAAAUGACUCGUGGGCCCGCGGUUAGUCGAGGAAAAGUGACAUUUUCGGCCGACCGCAGUGCACUCUUUCGCCAGUCCGGUAUAUUUGCUGGCGAGGUGGCCACCACCAAUGCUGUUGCUACAUUCGGAGCCCGCCAUGUCCUCUCUACCCUCAGUGACAAGUGGGCUGGAACGUCUGAUGACUCGAACAGUAUUAAGCCUGCGACAGAGUUUAAGAUGGAUCUUAGCGUUGAGGAGGAUAUGACAGUGAUGAAGAAGGACCAGCGCCCUACUAGUGAGGUGUUUCCAGUGAUCCCGUUUACUUUGAAGCCUCUAGGUGUGAGCAGUGCCGACCACCUGAAGUCUGAGGAUAAAUCUACUACGUACCAAAUGAUGCUACAGACGUCGAACCAGGGGCAAGCAAAAGUCGUGCGCAACCAGGUCGAUGGAGGUAUAUUCAUGGCCCGUUCGUUUCGCUGCUCGUGGGGGCCAAACGGUGAGCUGGUGAACCUGGGAAGGCUCACUUCACGCUCGGAGAAAUACUCGGAUGUGGAAAAUAAUGGUCGUCGCGUUUGCAUCGAGUUCCCCCUCCGUCUCUCUGAAACAAGCAAGUCGGAUCUCCAUGAUGGGCUGAAGCUGCAUUACGAGUACACUUCGCAAGGACGAAACCCAAACGAUUUCAUUGACCGAGACGGAUCGGAAGUCCCCGCUCAGUACGCACUUCCUGUUGGCGAUCUGCUGAUGAGCUGCUUGCACAAGUAUGUCGCCCACGUUCAAGACCGAGCUAUAAAGGUACCGAGAGAGAAGCGCACUCUGCUUCUUUGGAAGCUGAUUCAGGCUUUGUGGGGCCAAGAGCAUGGCGCUAAGAUAGGUGGCCGACCGGAUUCUACGUUCUACCCUCUCGCGUCCCGGGACGGUCCCAAUGAAGUGGAGUCUCUGGACACCUUCCAGACUCUUGACCUCCGUCGUGAAGCCAUCUCGCAGUGGUUCGAGACUGCAUUGGACGAUACAGAACACUUGGCUGCUUUUGACGGCAACCCCUGCACAGAAGGCGUGCUACGACUUCUAUGCCAACACCGUGUCGCGGAAGCGUCUGAGAUGGCGUUAGAGUGUGGAGACUUUCGUUUAGCAACGCUGCUCGCACAGGCAGCAUCUUACGAAGGCAAUGCAUUUCGCAAUCUGAUGGAGACUCAAAUGGCUCAAUGGAGUGAGAACGGGUCGCUGGAAUUCAUGGACAAAACGCUGGUUCUUAUCUACAGCAUCCUGGCUGGUAGUGUCGAGGUGUUGACUGCGCAGAAAGGUUUUAGCAUGUCGUGGAUCGCGUGCCUUGCUUUAUUUUUGUGGUACAAGCGUGGCCCUGCGACGUCUCUUAAGUCGGUUAUGGCGCUUUACGAGGACGCAGUCAGAAAGCAGCUGGCGUCAACCCCGUUGUCAAAGUUUGCACCUGUCGACACGGACAAAGAUGACGUACUCAUGGAGUUGAUGAAACUCUAUAUAGAAGAUGCUGCCUCGCUUUGCAAAGUGUUGUCACCAAGUGGCUUCAUGAGCCAAGGCACGCACCAUCUGGACUAUGAGUUGUCGUGGCACCUGCACAGCUUUCUUCGUGCCAUUGGCUACAAGCUUGACCGAGAGUGGGAAUCGCACAUUCACCAAAAUUUCAUCCGGCAACUCGAGGGCGCUGGUCUGUGGGAAGAUGCCGUUUAUGUUGCGCUAAACAUUUCUGACGUUAUCGAGCGCGAGAACACCUGCCGUGAGCUGCUCUUCCGCAACGCAGAUGUAUUGGCAUCCGACGUUGCCAAGCGGGAACUGCUUUGUGAGCGCUUAACCCUCCCACCGGAAUGGAUUAGUGAAGCGCUGGCGGUGCGGGCAGUUGCUAAGCAGGAGCGCCACGAGGAAAUUGCACAUUGGAUGGCUGCCCGCCACUACGAGGAAGCUCACGCUUGUCUAAUUUCGCACGUGGCGAUGUCCUGUCUCUUCGCUAACGAAAAGGACGUACUGAUGCAGUUGCUGUUAGAGCUGGAGCCUGUGGCGGUAUACGUCCCUCAGUGGAAGAGCUGUGACAGGGUGGAUACCAUUGGAGGUGGCUUGUUGCUGGAAUACCUCCGUCUUGAGCAGCAAAAAGGACUGGAAGCUGACCACGAGGACCAGUUUCUCCAGCGAGUGAUGUUGCUUUCGCAGCAGCUUUCUCGCGCUCGGGACGCCUCGGCAAAAGAGUCCGACAAGAAGGCGCUUCUGGCGCAAACGUGUGUGUCGUCGAUGAUUGUGUCCUUGGCCGCUCAGGCGGUGCAGCUGCGAUCGCUUCUGUCUUACACACAGGAGCGCGAGUUGGCGGAUGAUGCGUCUGCAAUCUCGACGCCUCUUGAACUGGAACCAGAAUUUCUUGGCGGACUCUCGCAUCUAGUCACUGGACGUGAAACUAGCUUUGUGGAGACGUACCGAGCGAGUCAACUGAUGCACCUUUGCUCGACUUUCAUCGACUGGCGUGCUUAA
Molecule: messenger RNA, 6165 nt
Organism: Phytophthora infestans T30-4
Lineage: Eukaryota; Oomycota; Peronosporomycetes; Peronosporales; Peronosporaceae
Product: nuclear pore complex protein, putative
Exons: 1
Coding region: 1-6165 (2054 amino acids)
Biological process (GO): protein import into nucleus; RNA export from nucleus; post-transcriptional tethering of RNA polymerase II gene DNA at nuclear periphery
Cellular component (GO): nuclear pore; nuclear pore cytoplasmic filaments
Molecular function (GO): structural constituent of nuclear pore; protein binding
Source: RefSeq, a predicted model, not a curated record